AUGGCUCGCCGCCAUCGAGCGACAGAUGAUGAUCACUCGUCUAACGACAGCGACCUUUCCGAAAGAGAGAGCACUGAAGAUAGUCAAUAUGACACCGACCUAACUGAACCUGAAGAUGAGGGCUCGCAAGCUCACGAUUUAAAUGAUGCGGCAAUUCUAUUUGCGGAUAACGAGCAUCCGCCAGAAUACUAUAUCCAGCAGCUUACGAAUUUUAAUGAGACAGAUUACACGAAGGAGGACUAUGGGAAGGGCACCACUGCCCUGCUCAACCGAGUGGAGGAGAAAUGGUCACAGUUUUGUGCUGUUGUUCGAAAAGAUCCCCAGGAAGAAUUUACACGCCUGUCGAUUUCGAUCAUAUAUACAUUCCUGGAUUGGGUCCUCAAUCUACGACGCGGAAAGGAUGGAAGACGGCGCCCAGGAAUCAAAUGUAAGAGCUCACUUGAUACCUUCUGGAAAGUUUUCCGUCUGGUAUUCGAAAGAGCAACUUCGUAUAAAAUUACAAACCAAAUGAACCGUCAGAUGCGCCGUGUGCUCCGAAGUCUGGCCAAAAAACAUAAAUUGUCCACAAGGGGUCGUGAUAAGCCUCCAAUGGAUGUAGAUGACUUGGCCAAGGCUGUAGAGACAACCGUCAGCACAACAAAGAAGAAGUUUGGACAUGGCCAUCACCGUAUUGAGCUUGCGCUUUUCUUGCAGCUUGCCGGGCUAACAAAAAACCGUCCCCAGGCCAGUCUGAGUUUAAGAUAUCGGCAUAUUCACGUUAGCUUGCUACGUGACCCCCAGGGAGGACCUCAUAGGACUAUCAUUGAAUUUACUUUCGAGUUUACAAAAGAAUGGCUCGGUGCUAAGGAUGCAAACACAUAUGUCUUACCGGAAAUAAUUUUUGACCCUUCCCUUGUCCUCAGCCCCCACGUUUUUCUGCUAGGACUUCUUUUUGCGGACCGUGCCUUUGACCGUGUCGAAGACGACAUCAUGCGUGCCGCAUGCCGGAUGAGCCGGUCCAUCGAUCCGAAUCGCCCUCAGGAAUUGACUACCGCACAGUCGUCCUCCAUCAAUCAAGAACCAGAAAUCGCUGGCCUAAUCCGCCGACGUGACGAGCUUAGUCGCCAAAUGGGGCGCCCAUUGUCGAAUCACCAUGGGACAGAGAAAUACAAAAUGUACAAAAAGCUUAGCCAAGAGAUCACCGGUGCCAGGCAGCGAGCAAGGAACGCAUUGCUCACUCAGGUUCAGGCAAGGUACGACCGCGAGCAACCGAUGCUGGAAAUCAGACAAGCGAUACCACUGCCUCAGAAGCGACUGAUUGAGAGUCUCCUUACCCUACCUCGCCCGACACUCGAAGAGGAAGUGACUAGACGGACGGAAGCAAUUGAUGCCGUAGCUGCUUAUGCCCCUUUUGAAGAAGGUGAUACCUGCCGUCUUCCGCAGGAUAAGCGUUCCCCUACAGAGCCCGCCGCCACCGGACCAGAUGACGGUGUCAAAGGAGAGAUACAAUCGACGCGGCCUUCUUCUCCGAUGAAUGACGGACUGGUAUCUGCGAUUCAAUCGGUAAUGAAGGACAAGCCCUCUGAGAAGGGUAUUAAGAGACCUCUCUUCUGUUUCAUCUGUCUUGGUCAGCCAGAUUUAGAUAUUGGAAAGCGAACGUACAAAUUCUCCAGCCAUGGAGAUGUUACCAAGCACAUCAAGCGAAAACAUCUUCGUCAUGUCUCCACGCAAUCUGAGAUAACGUGUAAUGUCUGCGACGAGAUCUUCUCGUGCAAAAUGCACCUUCAGCGGCACGCAUUUGAUAUACAUUCGACUGUUACAUAG
Aspergillus affinis is the source of this 1803-nucleotide messenger RNA. RefSeq lists its product as uncharacterized. NCBI's taxonomy places the organism in Eukaryota, Fungi, Ascomycota, Eurotiomycetes, Eurotiales, Aspergillaceae. The transcript has 6 exons. The record is from RefSeq and is a predicted model, not a curated record. Bases 1 to 1803 code for a protein of 600 amino acids.